AAAAAUAAAAAAAUCAAGAAGAAUAAUUCCAUGCGAACGUUCCUACAGUAAGCUCGCAACAUCAACCAGUAAACGAUUUUAGUUACUCAUAUUCUGUCGAUCACCUGGUUGACAAUCCAAACUCACGUAGAAACGCACACAUAGUUUACACUUUCCUUGUCACGAAAACUUUACUUUUGUCUGCACUGAGACCACGCAACUAAUCUGGACGUAACGCCGUUAAGCAGUUAACGGCGACCAUCUAUCUCUCUUGCUUUGUGUUCGUGUUUUCUCUCUCAUGAUCUAACUCGUCGGAGGCCUCGUGUUUGUAGGAGCGGGUCUGGUUCUCUACAGACACUAUUUUUUCUCUCUUUGUCCGUUGAAAGGGAGCGGAUCUCUUUCUCUCUCCUCUUAUCUUUCUCUCUAAUUUUUUUUUUCUCUCUCUUGGAGGAGCCAGCGGGCGAGGGCUCGGAAUCUCGCCUGGGAUCAAACCGCCGUCGCUCGCCGGGGACUCCAUGAAUUAAGGCCGGAAGCUCUGAAUUUUCCGGCCAGGUUAGGGGAAUAGACAAGCGGUUUCUUGUGUGUGAGAGAGAAAAGAUAUGAAUUCUAGAGAGAGAAAAUGAAAUGAGAGAAUACAUGUGGAUAACGUGCAAUGUAGGGAAAAAAGAAGAGAGUGAUUGCAAGGUAUCAAACGCUUGGAGGUUCUUGCACGCCACAGAUACCUAGAUCUCUUCUUCAAUUUCCCUUGCCUUGUGCAAUAAUCCAUUCUAUUUCGAUUUCAAUUUCAAUUUCUCUGUUUUUUGUUUAAAUUGUUCUCUGUGCUUCUUUCGUUUAUCUCUCCCCAUCUCUCUCUCUCAUAAAUCCGUUCUCACUAUAGCGCUCUGAUUUUCGAGUCUUCAAAGCUGGCGUUCAUAAUUUAAAUGUAGUAGAAGCUGGAGGUGGAACUGUUUUCAAGUUUCAGUGUCCUUUUUUUUAGUUAAGGUAUCAUUAUGCCAUCUGAAAUAAUGGACCUAAAGGGGUUGUCUUCAUCAUCAUUCUUCUCUGAGGAAGUGUGUUUUCCUAACGAGAGAAAGGUUGGCUUUUGGAAGCCGGAUAACAUGCCUGACCACUAUGGCAUAAAAGUGGAUGGAACAUUACGAACAGAAGGCGGCAGUUCAAUUGCUUCGUCACCCCUGGAGAAACGGUUUCCAAUGGAUUUUCAGACGUCGAAGUGCUUUGAACCUCCUGAACCUUUCCUAAGCAGGAACCAAAAAGUUAAUGUUAGCUUAGAGAAGCAUUCAGUUGGAGCAGAGCGAACAGCCAUUCGUCCUUUGCAGAGACCUUUUGAUCGUGAUCCGGGAUCAAUAUCUAAUCUGAAUUCGGAGCCAGCAUCUUAUUUUAUGGAGAGGGACAAAAUCAAUUUCAUGGGUUCUCAGUAUGAAAAUGGUCUCUUCUCCAGUUCAUUGUCCGAGUUAUUUAGCAGAAAAUUAAGAUUAUCAUCAAAUAAUGUUCUAUAUGGCCAUUCUGUUGGAACUGCUGUCCCCCACUAUGAGGAAGAUGAACCUCUUGAAUCCCUUGAGGAAAUUGAAGCCCAAACUAUUGGAGAUCUCCUCCCUAGUGACGAUGAUUUGCUUUCUGGAGUGACUAAGGGGUUUGACUAUAAUGCCCAACCUAGCAGUGGAGAUGAUAUAGAAGAUUUAGACAUUUUUAAUAGUAUUGGAGGGAUGGACUUAGGAGAAGAUAGCUCAUCUCCAGGACCAAGAAGCUCUGAACUUUCUGGAGGAAAUUCUACUAGUCAGCUGGGGGGAUCUAGUAGUUCAAUUGCUGGGGAACAUCCUUACGGGGAACAUCCAUCUAGAACACUAUUUGUGCGAAAUAUAAAUAGCAAUGUUGAAGAUUCUGAGCUACGGGCCCUUUUUGAGCAAUAUGGAGAUAUCCGCACUCUUUAUACAGCUUGCAAACAUAGGGGCUUUGUUAUGAUUUCCUAUUAUGAUAUUAGAGCAGCCCGAAAUGCGAUGAGAGUACUUCAGAACAAACCAUUGAGACGUAGAAAGCUUGACAUACAUUACUCAAUUCCCAAGGACAACCCUUCAGAUAAAGAUGUCAACCAAGGCACUCUUGUGGUUUUUAACCUGGAAUCUUCUGUUUCAAAUGAGGAACUCCAUCAAAUUUUUGGUGUCUAUGGCGAGAUUAAGGAGAUCCGAGGGACUCCACACAGAGAUCAUAACAAGUUCAUUGAGUUUUAUGAUAUUAGAGCUGCAGAAGCCGCUCUUCGUGCAUUGAACAGGAGUGAUAUCGCAGGGAAGCGGAUUAAACUUGAACCAAGUCGUCCUGGUGGUGCUAGACGUUUGAUGCCAGCUUUUCCUCCGGAGAUGGAGCAAGAUGAAUCUGGUACAUAUCUGCAGCGGAGUAGUCCUCCUAAUAAUUUGAUGACACCAUUUUCUGGACCAGUUUCACAGGCAGUAAUUACAUCUUCAAGUAUGGACAAUGGAACAAAUUUGGGUGCACAUUCUGCAAUUCAAUCCCCUAUUAGUCCAUUCCCGGAAAAUACAUUCAACCAGGGAAUCUCAUCCAGUGUUCCGAACAGCUUACCCUCUCCAGUGAGACUUGAAUCAGUAGGCAACCAGUCCAGUUUCACUGAGUCUGGCCACUCGCAUGGCCAACUAAAAUUUGAUUUUCAUGAUAUGCCAAAUUUUCAUCCUCAUUCACUCCCAGAGUAUCAUGAUGGUCUAACUGCUGGUGCUCCGUGCAAUUCUCCGGGCAUGGCUGCAAAUAUUAGUGUCAGGUCCUUGGAUAGAAUAGAGAACAGGCAGUUCUGCGGAACAAGUUCAAAUGGGCACUCAAUUGAACUGAAUGAAGGAAUUUUUGGUCCCUCUGGAAAUGGGAGCAGUCUCCUUCCUGGACAUCAUUACAUGUGGAGUAAUUCACAUCAUCCUCAACCACAAAGCAUGAUGUGGCCGAACUCACCAUCAUUCGUCAAUGGAGUCUGUACUACUCAUCCUUCUCCACGAUUGCAUGCACUUCCCAGAGCACCAUCUCAUAUGCCGAACACACUUUUACACAUGAAUAACCCCCAUGUUGGAUCGGCACCAUCUAUUAAUGCUUCUAUCUGGGACAGGCGACAUGCCUAUGGAGGGGAAUCCCCUGAUGCUUCUGGUUUUCACCCAGGUUCUCUUGGGAAUAUCAGAAUUUCUGGUAACUCACCACAUCCUUUGGAAUUUGUUUCACAUAACAUUUUUCCUCGUGUUGGUGGAAGCUGUAUGGACCUGCCCAUUCCCUCCAAAAAUGUUGGGUUGCACUUCCAUCAUCAGAGGUGUCCAAUACUUCCUGGUAGAGGACAAAUGGUUCCGAUGAUGAAUUUGUUUGAUUCUCCAAAUGAGCGUGGUAGAAGCCGCAGAAAUGAAGGCAGCUCCAAUCAGGCUGACAACAAGAAACAGUUUGAACUUGACAUUGACCGCAUAAUGCGAGGGGAAGACAACCGGACAACGCUUAUGAUAAAGAACAUUCCUAACAAGUAUACUUCAAAGAUGCUUUUGGCUGCAAUUGAUGAACGCCAUCGAGGAACUUAUGAUUUUGUUUACUUGCCCAUUGAUUUCAAGAACAAAUGCAAUGUUGGUUACGCUUUCAUCAACAUGACAGAUCCUUCCCUGAUUGUCCCGUUCUAUCAGUCAUUCAAUGGAAAAAAAUGGGAAAAGUUCAAUAGCGAAAAGGUGGCGUCACUAGCAUAUGCUCGGAUACAGGGAAAAUCUGCUCUGAUUGCCCAUUUCCAAAAUUCAAGCCUGAUGAAUGAGGAUAAGAGAUGCCGGCCUAUCCUUUUUCACACAGAGGGUCCCAAUGCGGGUGAUCAGGUGCCCUUUCCCAUGGGUGUUAAUGUUCGACCUAGACCCGUCAAGAAUAGAGCCAGUACCAGUGAGGAAAACAAUCAAGAAAGCUCAACAAACCUGACCAAUGGGGAGGAAUCUUACAGUGGAGAUUCUUCAGGCUCCGGAAAGGAUUCAGAGUGAGUGACAUUUCCUCCUUGUUGGCACUAACCUAUAGAGUGUACCAAAAAAUUUGUAAAUUACAUCCACCUCAAAUUUUAGUAACAAAUAUUUAGGGGUGGUUGACGGAAAAAGACCUUUUUGGUACUUACGGAGAGCCUCCUAAAAAUCCUGAGAAUCCAUGCUUGACCAAGCUUGGUGCAUCACCCAUUUUCUUGGGGGUUACUGAAAAAUACCGAGGCGGUUAGAUAAAGGAGCAACGGAUGGAGCUUCGAAAUUUUGGAUGGUUUUGAGAAUUUGACUUCGAAAAAACAUGUACAUGUAUAGAAGUUUCUGACCAACAGAGAAAUAUAUGCUGCACCUUUAGGAGGCUUCUCUGCUAUAUGAUUACUUUUUUUGACAUUUUCCUUCUCUUUUUCGGGUUUGUGAGUUGUCUGCUAGAGAACUCGUAUUGUUUAAAAAAUUUUGAGGGGAUAAAUUGAUGAUGUCUUGUAUUAUUGCUCUAAAGUUUGGAGAGGUGUGGAGUCUUUUACAAUGGCUUUGUCACUGUCUUUCUUAAUGCAAAUGCUCUGCCUUUUGUACUUA
Molecule: messenger RNA, 4523 nt
Organism: Cornus florida
Lineage: Eukaryota; Viridiplantae; Streptophyta; Magnoliopsida; Cornales; Cornaceae
Product: protein MEI2-like 4
Exons: 15
Coding region: 969-3962 (997 amino acids)
Molecular function (GO): RNA binding
Source: RefSeq, a predicted model, not a curated record